AUGGCAAAGGGGUUCUUCUCUUCUUCCUCCUCGCGCGCCCAUCACCGUGUAGCAUGGGUGCUGCUUUGCCUUUGCAUGAUGCUAUGCAGAGUGCACGGAGGAUCAUCAUCUCGCAAGGUCUACAUAGUUUACCUAGGCGACGUGAAGCAUGGGCACCCGGACCACGUCGUGGCUUCGCACCAUGACAUGCUCACCACUCUUCUCGGAAGCAAGGAGGAAUCUAUGGCCUCCGUGGUGUACAACUACAAGCACGGCUUCUCAGGCUUCGCCGCCAUGCUUACGCCGGAGCAAGCAGAGCGACUUGCAGAGUUUCCGGAGGUAAUCAGCGUCGAACCAAGCAGAAGGCACAAGGCGAGCACCACGCGGAGCUGGGACUUUCUUGG
Molecule: messenger RNA, 383 nt
Organism: Triticum dicoccoides
Lineage: Eukaryota; Viridiplantae; Streptophyta; Magnoliopsida; Poales; Poaceae
Product: subtilisin-like protease SBT3.13
Exons: 3
Biological process (GO): proteolysis
Molecular function (GO): serine-type endopeptidase activity
Source: RefSeq, a predicted model, not a curated record